AUGAAACUCUUUCUCUAUGCAUUCGCGGGGCUGGCCAUUCUGAGUUCGGCACUCGCUAAACCGAAGACGCAUAUUGUCAAUGUCGGGCCUAACAGUACACUUGCAUACAAUCCCCCUUACAUUUCCGCUCACAAAGGGGAUGUGGUGAAAUUUAUAUUCCAUCCAAAGAACCAUACAGCGAGCCAAUCCUCAUUCGAGUACCCGUGUAAGAAGCUCAGGCAUGGGUUCGACUCGGGCUUUGAGCCCAUAAAGCCCUCGUAUCCCGAGCCGAAGACAGUCUUGUACCACGUCAAAACGAAAGACCCAUUGUGGUUCUUCUGUCGCCAGACGGUUCCCGUAUCGCACUGUGGGAAGGGGAUGGUCUUUGCCAUCAAUCCACCAAAGCACGGACAUCAUACUUUUGCCGCAUUCAAGGCCAGGGCUAUCUCUCAGUACGGAGGCAAGAGGGACAUGAUUGAUAGUGAAGAUGCGGAAUGA
This is a messenger RNA of Cantharellus anzutake, 477 nucleotides long. RefSeq names its product Cupredoxin. The transcript is spliced from 4 exons. The coding region runs from base 1 to 477 and encodes 158 amino acids. The record is from RefSeq and is a predicted model, not a curated record. Lineage: Eukaryota; Fungi; Basidiomycota; Agaricomycetes; Cantharellales; Hydnaceae.